AUGGUUAGCUCGAAGAACACACGCGUCCGUCGAUCUCACAGAUUGGGGGGAUGUUCUACAUGCCGAAAAAGACAUGUCAAAUGCGACCAGAAGCGACCUGCUUGUCGCACCUGUCGAGCGCUGGGGGUCCCAUGUGAAGGCUUCUCCGAUCAGGUGCUAUGGAUGCGGGGCAACGAUGAUGAACCUGACAAGGGAAAUACCCGUCGUGGAACGCGUCGCCACUUGUAUUCCGAGCAAUCACGUCUGUCUAUGAGCGCAAGUCUUGGCACAGACCUGGUAUCAGGAUCAGUUGAUGCCUCACUAGCAGAAGUUGAUAUCCGAUCGCGAGACCCUGACCGCCCUGUGGAGAGUGAUAUCGUCAUUGGACCAUUCGCCGUUCUCGAUUUCUCUGGUUCUGCACCAUCAAAGGCGACAGCAUCGCCCACCCCAGAUGAAAUAGCUCAAACUCAAAAGCCCGCCUCACUUGUACAACCAGACGAUUUUGUUCAGCCGACGGAGAUACCGGCUACGCACUCAGAUGAUGUUCUUCAUCAUGAGGAUAUGCCUGCCGAGAUACCAGAUCCCAGCCCGGUGUCUAUCAUCGAUUCUCUCUCCAAUAUGGAUGACUUCCUCCAUUGGUCGGAUAUCUUGAGCUUUAGCCCUGAUCAAUCGGGCUUUGCAACACACCCAACCCUGAGCGCGCCGUUUGACUUUUCAUUCGACGUGAAUAAUGAUGCUAUCUCAAUCCCCACAGCACUGAAUUCAUUAGAAGAUCCUUUACGGUUGUUGGCACCGCAGCAGACUUCCACAGAAUUGAGAACAUUGAACCCGGAUCUCCUCAAAGAUGGACAGCUUUUGCUAAAGCAUUUCCAAGAUGUUGUCAUUCCACGAAUCAUGGCCAUACCUUUUGGACAAAAGUCGCCAUGGAAGAUUCUCAAUCUACCUGCUGCAGUAGUUGCGUAUGGAGACACAACAUACCUGGGUACGGAGGGCGUCAGCCACGCCCGCCUUGCAAACCUUUACGCUCUAUUUGCUUGUGCUGCUAUUGAUCUCGCACUCCAACCGUCUGCACAAAUGAUUCACUCCUCCGAAUAUUGGCACCAAUUAGCAAACCAGACCUAUCAGCAGGCCAAGGAUCAUAUGCAAAUAUCUUUGCAACACGAAACGGCUGGACCGAAAAAGGCCAAAUAUAAGGAUCAAUUGAUGGCUGCUAAUAUCCUCAUACAAUACGCGAUUCUCUCGGGACAACAGCAGCUCGCUCGAUGUUUCCUGAUAGAUGCAGAGCGACUUCUUCGUCUCCGUGGUUUAUCAAAACGACGGAUUUCAAAGAAAGCCCGCCUUUUACACCAUGUAUAUACGUGGCUGCGAAUCGUCGGCGAAAGCACAUUUGUACUUCACAAUUACAACCUCUCAUAUUCAUGUCUUGAAAACCUUGGCACCUCAUCACGCUCUCACCCUUCUUCUUCCUCCGCCGUCAGCAAUACCACUGCCGUUGUAUCAAGCGAACCCAACCCUCAUCUUGACGAUUUCCUUCGUCUCGAAAACCAAAAUUCAGAUAGCGACUUGAACGUUGACGAAACCAAAGACCCGGCAUCUGGAUACCACGAUAUUCACCUCCACGAUUCUCGCAGCUUCCCCGAAACCCUAUACAAACAAAUAUACGGCAUUCCAGAGACCUGGUUGAGCCUGGUAUCACAAACAACCAGGUUAGCGAACGUUCUGGCAACAUGGCAAACUGCUCGUAAUUGUGGCAAGAACUUGCGCCUCGAGGCAUGGGAAGCCCUUCAGCGCCGCACAUUCCGGCUUGAGAACCUGAUAUGUUCAUUCAGCCUUGGUCGCACUGGGGGCAGAUCUGCAGACUUGCAAGCGACCUGUAAGCCACACGCAUAUAUGCUGGAGGCGCUUAAUGGGGCUUUGGUAAUAUUCUUCUACCGCCGAGUUCACGAUACUCACCCCGCUACUCUACAGGGCUACGUGGACAGUGUCAUUGCGGCGCUGGAACAAUGUAGCUUGACCUUGUCAGAAGCUGGUAUAACUGGCCCAGGGACUGCUUGGCCUGCUUUCAUUGCAGGAUGUGAAGCUCUCACCCCGGCGAGGCGAGAUGCCGUUACUCAAUGGCUUGAUAAUGCGAGCACCAUAUCUGGCUUUACUUCGUAUGCCACGGCUCGAGAUAUAAUGACCAAGCUCUGGCGCAAGCAAGACGAGCAUCUGACUGCCAAUCGAAGCGGGCCGAUGCCAAUGUGGAUUGAUAUCUGCAAGGAGGAGCACAUCUGGCCUCUAUUUUGUUGA
Messenger RNA from Penicillium brasilianum, 2268 nucleotides. NCBI's taxonomy places the organism in Eukaryota, Fungi, Ascomycota, Eurotiomycetes, Eurotiales, Aspergillaceae. The record is from the annotation of a GenBank genome assembly.